Talaromyces stipitatus ATCC 10500 is the source of this 2418-nucleotide messenger RNA. RefSeq names its product mitochondrial processing peptidase beta subunit, putative. The record is from RefSeq and is a predicted model, not a curated record. Gene Ontology annotation, molecular function: metalloendopeptidase activity; metal ion binding. NCBI's taxonomy places the organism in Eukaryota, Fungi, Ascomycota, Eurotiomycetes, Eurotiales, Trichocomaceae. The transcript is spliced from 7 exons. Gene Ontology annotation, cellular component: mitochondrion. The coding region runs from base 1 to 2418 and encodes 805 amino acids.
AUGCCUUCUAUACUCAUCACCGGUGCUGGAGGCUACGUCGGUCAAGAACUCGCAGCAGAAUUACUACGAACAACCUCUUCCGAUACCACAGUGGUCAUAGCCGAUGUCCAAGAACCCCCAGUCCCAGCAUCAGCAUCCGAACAUGCCUCCCGCCUCAAAACAGUAGCAGCAGACUUGACCUCCCCAAAGGUCGUCGACGAACUAAUCAAUGCAUCUUCUCCAUACGAAUCCGUCUUCUUACUACAUGGAAUCAUGUCCAGCGGCUCAGAAGCAAACUUUGAGCUCGGAGUCAAAGUCAAUCUUGACUCAAAUAGAUAUAUCCUCGACCGUCUCAAGGAUACUAUGCCAGGAGUUAAGGUGAUUUUCACAUCUUCACUUGCCGUCUACGGUCCUACCAAGACCGGAUUUGUGAUUAACGAGACCAAUCUUCCACCCGUGCCGUUGUCAUCGUACGGAUCACAGAAACUCAUGAUUGAGAUUUUGUUGAAUGAUUACUCUCGACGAGGGUUUUUGGAUGGCCGGGCUGUAAGAUUGCCCACCGUGACUGUUCGAGCGGGAAAACCGACUCAAGCUGCGAGCAGUUUUGUGAGUGAUAUUAUCCGAGAGCCAUUCCAUGGAAAGAAGGCAAUUCUUCCCGUUGCGAAAGAUACGCCUGUCUGGAUCUGUUCGCCGUAUACCAUUGUCAAGAACAUAUUGCAUGCUUGCGACGUUCCCAAGGAAGCAUUUGGCGAUUCACGUUCUGUCAAUUUGCCGGGUCUUCUGGUUACCGUGCAGGAGAUGCUGGAUGCAUUGGAGCAGAUUGGCGGGCCGGAAAAGAGGGCUUUGGUAGAGGAGAAAUACGAUGCGGAUGUAGACAGGAUUGUGCAGAGUUGGUCGCCGUUGUUUGAUACUGCGCGUGCUAGGCAGUUAGGAUUUGCGGAUGAUAUCUCGAUGAUUGAGAAUAUCCAGAAGUUUGCGAAUUCGCUCCAACAAGCACUCAUGGCUUCCCGACGGCUUGCUCAUCAGUUCAACCAGGCUUUGCGCAACCGCGCUGCCUUGAAGGCCGUUCAGCCCGUGAAGCGCGGCUUUGCUACGCCAGUUGGCCUGCCAUCACGAACACAGUCGACCACUUUGUCGAACGGCCUUACCAUCGCUACCGAACACAAUCCCUAUGCUGCCACGAGCACAGUCGGUGUUUACGUCGAUGCCGGAUCUCGUGCAGAAACUGAUAAGACCAAUGGAACUGCUCACUUCCUUGAGCACUUGGCCUUCAAGGGCACCAACAAGAGAACCCAGGGACAGCUCGAGCUCGAAAUUGAGAACAUGGGUGGCCACUUGAACGCUUACACCUCGAGAGAAAACACUGUCUACUACGCCAAGUCCUUCAACGCCGAUGUGCCCAAGGCUGUCGAUAUUCUCGCUGAUAUCUUGCAGAACUCGAAGCUCGAGACUUCUGCCAUCGAGCGUGAACGUGAUGUCAUUCUCCGGGAAGCCGAGGAAGUCGAGAAGAUUAGCGAGGAAGUCGUUUUUGACCAUCUCCAUGCCACUGCUUUCCAAGGCCAGUCUCUUGGUCGCACCAUUCUCGGACCUAAGGAAAACAUCCAGAGCAUCCAGCGUGAUGACCUUGUCAACUACAUCAAGACCAACUACUUGGCCGAAAAGACUGUACUUGUUGGCGCCGGUGGUAUCGAGCACGAUGCCCUUGUCCGGCUUGCUGAGCAACACUUUGGCAGCCUGCCUUCUGCUCCUCCUUCUGCUGCUGCUGCUGCCGUUGCCGCCGAGCAGAAGCGCAAGCCCGACUUCAUUGGUUCUGAGGUCCGUCUCCGUGACGACACCAUUCCAACUGCCCACAUUGCUCUUGCAGUUGAGGGUGUCAGCUGGAACGAUGACCACUACUUUACCGCUCUCCUUGCUCAGGCUAUCAUUGGCAACUGGGACCGUACCAUGGGUAAUGCCUCAUUCCUUGGUAGCAAGCUCAGCAACGUGGUUUCUCACCACAACCUUGCCAACAGCUUCAUGAGCUUCUCCACCAGCUACAGCGACACUGGUCUCUGGGGUAUCUACCUUGUCAGCGAGAACUUGACUCAGCUCGAUGACCUCGUUCACUUCACCCUCCGCGAAUGGAGCCGUCUCUCAUUCAAUGUCACCGAGGCUGAAGUCGAGCGCGCCAAAGCUCAAUUGAAGGCCUCCAUCCUCUUGUCUCUCGAUGGCACCACCGCUGUCGCCGAAGACAUUGGUCGCCAAAUCAUCACAACUGGCCGCCGCCUCAGCGCCGAAGACAUUGAAGCCACCAUCAGUCGCAUCACCGCCAAGGACGUUAUGGACUUUGCCAACCAGAAGCUCUGGGAUAAGGAACUCGCCAUUAGUGCUUAUGGUUCAAUCGAGGGUCUGCUCGACUACCAGCGCAUCACCAACGAUAUGAGCCGUAACUUGGCUUAA